AUGGGCCACGAGUUCACAGGUCGUGUCCUCAGCGCCCCAGCCAACUCAGGACUCGCUCCAGGAACGCCCGUGAUAGUAGAUCCGCGCAUCUUCUGCCGCUCAUGCUCAAGGUGUAUGGAUGGCCACACGCACGGCUGCACAGUGCUCGGUUUCAAAGGGCUAUCUGGCACCGGCGGUGGGUUCUCUGAGCGCAUCUGUGUGGAUGCGAAGAUGUGCCAUGUCCUUCCUGAGGGUACUGAUCUGAGUCUUGCGACACUAAUCGAGCCGCUGGCUGUGGCCUGGCAUGCAUUGGCUACGACUGGACUGAACGAUUGGGCCAACAGAAGUGUGCUGAUUAUCGGCGGCGGGCCGGUGGGGGUAGCCUGUACGAUCGUGCUGCGAGCAUUUGGCUGCAAGUGCGUCGUCGUGAGUGAGCCGACAGAAGUGCGGCAGAAGCAAAAUAAGAAGGUCGCUGAUGUAGUGUUGAAUCCUAUCAAAGACGAUGUUGGGGGUCGAUGUCGAGAGCUGACGGCAGGAGAGGGUGUCAAUGUUGUCCUUGACUGUGCAGGUAAUCAGAAGGGUGUUGAGGCUGGUAUGGACGCACUGAGGUAUAGGGGCAUGUACAUGAAUGUUGCGUUAUGGCUUGGAUCGCCUAUGCAGAUACCUUUCUUCCCUUUUAUGCUGAAAGAGAUCACGAUCAAGUGUUGUCUCGCAUACAACGACCAGGAAUUCAAAGAUGUCGUGGAGGCCUUUGUGGCUGGCAAAUUCCACGGCAUCGAAAGCAUGAUCUCGAGUAAGAUUCACAUCGACGAUAUCGUCGAAAAGGGAUUCGAAGAGUUAAUCACGAACAAAGACCAACAUGUCAAGAUCUUAGUAACGUCAGACAAGGCCAAGGUCUGA
Molecule: messenger RNA, 879 nt
Organism: Ascochyta rabiei
Lineage: Eukaryota; Fungi; Ascomycota; Dothideomycetes; Pleosporales; Didymellaceae
Exons: 3
Coding region: 1-879 (292 amino acids)
Biological process (GO): butanediol biosynthetic process
Cellular component (GO): cytoplasm
Molecular function (GO): (R,R)-butanediol dehydrogenase activity
Source: RefSeq, a predicted model, not a curated record